Messenger RNA from Nymphaea colorata (pocket water lily), 1046 nucleotides. RefSeq names its product gamma-glutamyl peptidase 5-like. The transcript has 4 exons. The coding region runs from base 81 to 809 and encodes 242 amino acids. Gene Ontology annotation, cellular component: cytosol. NCBI's taxonomy places the organism in Eukaryota, Viridiplantae, Streptophyta, Magnoliopsida, Nymphaeales, Nymphaeaceae. The record is from RefSeq and is a predicted model, not a curated record.
AGCCAUGGUCGGUCGGAAGGGAAGAAAAAACUUUGUGAGCUGUCCAGUAGUAUUGUGAGAGGGAGAGAGGAAGAGGCGCAAUGGGGAAGGGGAGGUUCGGGGUUCUGCUGUGUGCGGAGGACUCCGACUACGUCAGGAAGAGGUACGGCGGGAUUUUCGGCGUCUUCCUCGGAAUGCUGACGGAAGAGGGCGAGACAUGGGACGUCUUUCGUGUGUUCUCCGGCGAGCUGCCGGAGGACGACGACCUUGCGGAUUACGACGGCUUCGUCAUCACCGGAAGCUGCCGCGACGCCCACGGCAACGACCCGUGCAUCUCUGACCUGUGCUUCCUCCUCAAGCGCCUUCACGCCCUGCGAAAGCGUGUGCUCGGCGUCUGCUUCGGCCACCAGGUACUGUGCCGUGCAUUGGGAGGAAAAACUGGUAGAGCGGCCGGUGGUUGGGAUAUUGGAGUUACGAGCGUGAAGAUAUUACCUUCUGCAUCGCUCCCUGCACAUGGCAUUCCUUCUUCCAUCUCUGUGAUUGAGUGCCACCGGGAUGAGAUAUUGGAGUUACCUCCAGCUGCGGAGGUGCUGGCAUGGUCAGACAAGACGAAGGUGGAGAUGUUCAAGCUUGGUGACCACAUCUUGGGCAUUCAGGGCCACCCAGAGUACAAUAAGGACAUCCUCUUGCACCUUAUUGAUCGACUUCUCCACCGCAACCUAAUAGACGUGUCUCAUGCUGACAAGGUUAAGGAAAAGUUGGACAAGGAUGAGCCGCAUCGCGAGGCAUGGAAGAGGCUGUGCCGGAGCUUUCUUAAAGGUGGUUUAUAAAUCAAUAGUAGCCUUAUAAAUAUGCUUGUAUGGUUGCUCAGAAAAUUAUGUAUGUUUUCUUUUUUACUUUGGAAUAAGGAGGUGAGGCACAUAUACACUGUCAAAUGAGAAAAAUAUUAAAGUUUUUCUCUACUUUCAGCCUCACCAUUUUUCCUUCUUCUAGUCAGUCAAAAGCCUUCACUUGGGAGUUGUUGGACAUUGAUUGAGAUAGUUGAAAUUUGAAUACUAAUUUGGGAA